GGAUCUUGUUCUAGAAUUAAAUUAAAUAUAUGAAGAUGGGUUAGUAACUUGCUCAAGAAUCCGAUGAAAACGUGUUUUUAUUUUAAAGGAAUUUUUGUUAGCUAUUAAAGCAAUUUUUUUUUUUUAUCGAUGAACAUUUCCUGCUGGGACAUUAAUUAAAGUUGAAUUGAUAGUGAAACUGACCAAGACGCCUAUCUGUCCUCAGGUUACCGUUAGCGGUUUCACUUGUUUUAUUUUUUUGUUGAAGUCACAUAAACUUUUGCAUCCACUUUGUUGGGUGCAAAGGUAAGAUUGAUCUAAAUCGAAAAGUAAAGGGGAGCUUAAUCUUUACUCCCAGGCAGUUCCACAACACGACGUUAAUCUCCCUAAAGCUUUGACAGCCUACAACUAACACCUGGAUGACGAAAUAAAAGACCUAUCGGAACUAAACUCUUAUGUUGUACAACUUCGUGAUUUAUUUUGAAGGCUGUCUCCGGAAGUUAGAGAUUAGGUUUCAAUUCCAACAUGACAUCGCUGCUAUCAGAGUAGUGUGUUCCUGGAAAGUGAGUGGAUAUUUAUUUAAUUAAGGGCUUUUUUUCCCCCUAGCUCUACUAGAUUUAAUAGGAAAGGGAUGUGCUGUUGAAGGAGACGCAGGCUGUGAUGAAACCCUAACUGAAUGUUUAAAAACGCAGAGAUUUUUCCCGUCCGGUUGUUAUGGAGCAGCCACCAGGGAGCCUUGAUGAUCUACAGUAUCAAGGUGUCUCCUCCUCCACUCUCCCCAGCGUAACUGACUUGACCAGGAAAGAGGAAGAAUGCCUCCUCUCCUCACCAUCUCUCGAUGCCUUGCGGAGGGUCAAGGGCUCUGGCUGGGCCCCAAACGCUGGAUCCACCAUCCCCUUGUUACAGUUCUCAGAGACUGGGUCCUCAGACGUCGCACUUCGAUCAGGGGAUCAAAUUCACCCAGACAAUGCCUUAUCCCACACUACAGUCACCCUGUCCUACGUGAGCAGGUCUCAUGUCUUCUCCACUCACAACUCUCCUCUGUACAAUGUGUCACCCAUCAGCAGGUUUUCCCUCCACCCUCACUGCAACACGGACAACAGGUUUGGGGAAACUAGCUAUGCAUUGAACCAGCAUAACCCAGAGCAAGAUAAAGAGCCCAUUAACCUCGCCACACAGGCGGAACCUUUUCCCUUGUUUUCUCAACCUCAAGUGGGACCAGAGGAUGAUGCAAGAGAAUACUAUGUGCAAGAGCCUCCAGAGUUUAAUGUAGGAGUCCUUUUCAGUGACGGAUACAAAGACCAACGACUGGGAGAAGAAGAGAAGCACAGCAUUCCUCCUGAAAAUAAAAAGUGUUUAGAGAAUGGUCAGCAUGAUGACUGGUCAAUUUCCGGAGCACAUAGUGAAUCCUCAUCAGAAAUUGAUGAUGAGAGAGGGACCUCCGAUGUGCUUUUCAUUGAGGCUAAGAAACUGGACCAAGUGGUCUCCGACAGUGGAGGUGCAACAGAUCUGGGUUCAGUGAGCAGGGAGUACAAGAGUCCUUUGGAGGAUUCCGUCUCCCCACCCUCUACCUCAGUAGACGAUGUGGAGGAUGUGUUCCUCCUUCCUCAGGCCUCUAGGUCACCCAGCGCGGAUGGGUUUUAUCCAGAGUCUGCUGAUGAUGCAGUUCAUGAUACCUUAAGUACAGAUGAAGCCACUCGGGCAAGCUCUGUAUCUAGCGUUUGCCCCACAAGGAUAGAUCCUAGUGACGAAAGUAAACGGUCAUACAGUAGAUGCCGGGCUGUGUUGGAACCUUUGAUCGACUUGACUGGUGAUGCUUGUGUGUCGCAUUAUCCGGAGAACAAAACCGGUAGUGUUGUUCCUCAAGUUAAUGGGAAUGCGAAUGCGCUGGAGAGGACUAUAAAAGAAAGGAAACUGCCCAUGCGUUCAGGUAGAGGAACUCGACUGGAGGCAAUUGUCAUGAAUAUAAAUUCAAGUCGCUAUAAAGUGUCAGGCUGCAUUCUUGCUGGUAAAAAACCUAGUGCCUCCCAGCUAAAGACACAUGAUUCUGCCUUCCCCGAUUCCAAAAAGACACUGCCUGGCCGCAGAAGGAAAGGCAAGGUGAAAACUACAUUCUCACGAAGAUCCGUCAAAAGAAAAGCUGUGAAUGAGAAAAAAGGUAAACCUAGAAACAACUCUGAAAGUUGCAAUGACUCUACCUCUGUUUCUGUACUCAUCAACGAGACAGAAAUGUCAGGCGGCAGCACAGCUGCUAAAAAGCCUCUAUUUGCGAAGCCAAGCAGAAAAUCAGUGCACCUACCCCAGAGUGGCUCUGUGAAGUCAAAGAUUAAACCCCCAUCCCAGUCAAGUGCCCAGUUUCGUGAACAUAAGAACUCAAAAAAGAAGCCGGAGUUGCUUUCUGCACCCAAACCCUCAGUGGAAAUGAAUGCAUCAAAAGUUUCCUUCCCCGGGCCGCCACCAAAAUCUCCAAAGAACAACCAGAGUGACACCAAAACCAGAUCCCCUGAAAGCAAAGCAUCUCCCACCAAGAAGACGAAGGCGGCCCAUGCCCCGAAACGGAGGCGUAAGAAACCCAAACACAGACAGCCUUCUUCUAUCUUCUCCCCGAAGGAGCCUGAGAUUAAGCUCAAGUAUGUCAACUUCAAGGAGGAAAAAAAGGACCUCAGGUUGGACAGUUUCUCUCCAUUUGUUUGUGUCAAGCGGCAGCAGUCGUCACCUGCUCUAUGCACAAUAAUAAACUACCCUGAGGAGAUAAAGACGGAACCCAAGCAGCAGCAGGCUCACUCCAGCCGCUUCAUCUCUGCUGUUGUACCCAGCACCUCCUCUCUGCAGCUGGGACGGCCAUCCACGCACAGCCAACACCAGCGUGCUCUCGUCUGCUGCUUGUGUGGGCAGUCGGCCAACUCAAUUGACUUGGGGGACCUCCAUGGACCCUAUUAUCCUGAGGGGUACCAGCCAAACACCAAAGCACCACCCACUGUGUCAGGUCUCAAAGAGGAUGAGGACGAUUCCAGCGAUUCUGACUCUUCCUCCAGCAGUAUGAGAGCCAGACAUUGGGCCUGCAGUCAAGGAGCUCAGCUAAAGCAGAAAGGCCCCCUGGGGAACCGUAGGCGGCCCAGCGGCAGGACCAGCAGUCCUGCAGCCAAGCAGGCCCGAUUGGCUGGUGGACUGGCAGAUGUCGAGGACUGGUACAGCCCGCCUCUGCUGUCUGUGGAGCCAUGUGAAUAUUGGCUUCAUGAGGAUUGCGGCAUCUGGUCUGCAGGCGUGUUCCUGGUCAAGGGCAAAGUUUACGGGCUGGAGGAAGCCGUCAAGGUGGCUCAGGAAACGAUGUGUUCGGCAUGCCACAAUCCAGGAGCGACAUUGGGCUGCUUCUUCAAAGGCUGUCCAAACAAGUACCACUACAGGUGUGCUCUGGAGUCAGACUGUGUACUCGUCGAGGAAAAUUUCUCCAUGAAGUGUAGGAAGCACAAGAACAAGACGUUGAAAGCACUUCCAGGGAGCCGAUGGGACGACAGGUGACAGUUUACACAAAUCUCAUGAGAAUCCUGCAGGCAUCUGCGAGUAACCAGGACAUCGGUGGACCAGGGUCCGCCUCCACGCCCCCCGACUGACAGCUAGCACCCAUAAACCUUAGCGACACCCUCUGCUCUUCAUUGUGACUGUUAAACUGGAGGAGGCCGGCCUGCCGCUACUCAUCAGCCGAUCCCACCUGUGGUCUGCAGGAAAAUUAGAGUAACAUGCUGAAUUUGUCUUUUAUUUAUAUGGGAUUGUUCUUUUUGCUCAGAUCAAUAUGAAUAAUAGUCAAAGAUAUUUAAUUUUUUAGAGAUUUUCUAAGAAUUUGAUUCUGUUUGGUUUAUUUAUUCCUGAACUUUUCUUAUCAGCUUCUUCUGUUUGUGAAAGAGGCCUAAUUGUUUUUGUGCGGGUGUGUGUGUGUGUGUGUGUGUGUGUUUUAUUUUCCUUUUGGAAGUUAUGGGUUAAGCGUUUUCAUGUACUUCAACCAGUCAAGGAGAUUCAUAUUUGUUUUAUUCCAAUAUGGGACAGAAAUAAGAUGGAGUGAAGCUGCUGCGCUCACAGAGCCAACUGUCUGAGUAGGCAUGUGCUGGCAUGACAUAACUUUGCAUAUUAAUACCAAUGUCUCCUGCUGUUUACACAAAAUACAGAUAAACCGAAACUUGUAAUAUGAUUAAAUUUCUCUUAUUUAGAGCAAUAAAGCGACAAUUACUGCCACUGGCUGCAAACUAUUUCGUAUUGAGCCUUAUGAUAAUUUUAUAACAUUUAAUUUUAAUGCAUAAAAUUGAGCAGCCAUUCAGAAUGGCCACUAGUAAACAUGCCUAUUUUGUAAUACAUCUGCACCUAAUACAAUACUAACAAGCUGGUUUUGCAGUAUUCUUGUAUUACAGUAAGUUUGAAUAAACGUAAAGCAAUGGAAGGCUAACAGUCAGACCGAUCCCCUGUUCUGGAUGAUUUUAGCAAUUUUAUUAGUUUUUUUAAACAACUCAUUGUUGCCGUGGUAUUUAACGCUAUAUUAGUGGACAUUAAACGUCUACAAUCUCACAAGUCACUGUUGUUUGGUUUGUUCUGUUUUUCUCAGCUGAAAAACCUUCUUGUUAUGGUGAUAAAAGUUUGUUGAAGCUGCUGCUAGCAUCGGACCGCCUAAUAUGCUGCGGUCUGUUAGUUCACUCCAAGUCCACCAAGAGUGAAGGCAGCUUUUAAACAGGCUGUCUGCUGUGUAAUGCCACUGAAAGUAGUUCGAAGUCUCCCUUUUAUUUGGAAAUUAGCCGUUUGGACUCACAGUCAGCUGAUUGGGUGCAUGAUGCAAACAGCGCGGUCUACUAACAUAGUCUGAGCAUCGUUACAUAAAUGUUAAACCACUCAGAAAACAGUGACAAAUUUAACAAUGGUCUCCUGUUAGUUUGUGAAAAAUAUCCUCUAAUAUAGUCCUGCAUCCCAUGGAUGUGACCAUUCUCAGGUUAAGUUGCUUUAAACAGCUAAAACUAGCUACUUGUUAGGCUCCCCCUGCUCUGAGGAUUUCUAAGCUUUUCUACAAACCCGUAGCAAUGUGACUUCUGUCUGCUACAGCCUGUAGCCUACAGAAAUGGAAUUAUUAAUCAUAAUAAGCUCACCAAACCUCGAUUUAACUGUUUAAUUAGUCGGGUUAUCUGCUCAGGUAGCAGUGUGUAGCAACAGAUGGGAGGAGCAGCGCUGUCAUAACUCCAAUCACUUGAUACUAGAAUCAUCUCUGCCCAUGCCUAAAGAUGAGAGUUGGGAACACAGUGAAAGCAGCACAUUAGACCAUCUGUAAUGGUAUUAUGAUCUUUGCUUUAAUGAUGCAGCUUGUUCUAACCUUGGAGCUCAGGUUGUUUCAUUGAUGCAGUCCAUCAGUGUGUGUGUGUGUGUGUGUGUGUUUUGAAUGUAUUCUAACAGAAAGCACUCCAGUCUUCUCUGCAGCACUGUUCAGCUCACUGUGCUCCACGCUCUUUCGUGGCUCUUUGAUGCUCAUUGGUUACUUAUUCCACUAUUAAGAAACAUCAUCAAACUGUUAGAGAUGAUAUCAAUUUUUGUUGUCCAUCUCCAAAGCACCUUGGCCUCCCACAUUUGGUUGGGAUCAUUAAAUAUGUGUCCAUGUUAUUUUCGCCUGAACUGCCUUUUAAAUUAGUAGGAAUCUUAGAAUUUCAGUCGGACUUCCUGUGAAUCCUGCUGUAGAAUAAUAACCGAGUAUUCGUCCUCCUUUAGUAAAGAGGUCCCUUUAAAUGCAAGGUGUUGCUGUUUGACUGGAUCUCUCCACAGUCUGAGCUGAGAUCCGGUCUGCUCACAGCAGAAUUUUCUCAUUUCUCUCUUCAGUUUCACUCCAGCUCUGCAAUCAGAGUCACUGAAGUGAUUCAAACCUACAGUUCCUUAUAAAAGGUCAUCACUAAAAUGCAUUCAUCUGUUCAUUCGGGCCUCAAAUAGAUUAUCGGCAGCUGAAAUCCUCUCUGAAAAAGCCGUAUCUGAUCUACAGAGGUGUAAACGAUUUCCUGGGAUGCAGCAACAAAUUGGUUGAUCCUCACAUCCUGAGUACACAUCUUCUCCCUGUGUGUCCAAGCUCUCAAUCUGCCUGUUUAAUUUUAGGAAGUCUGUGAACAGCGCUGGCAUCUCUGCGUACCUUUACAGUAUCACCAUUGGGGGCAGCAUGGAGCCACCUGAGACCUCUGAUGGUAAUAGUUGCGUUAAGCCAUGACAAUGUCUCAGAACAUCCAUUUAGUGGCAGCUUCAGCUACUUGUUGUGUCACCAGCAGCAUGAAGCAUCUCAGAGGAAUCCAAGUCUCACCUUUAAAAAAAAAAAAAAAAAGAAAACCUAAUGGCUGAUCGUUUUGUGCCAUCUUUGUUUCUGUAUUUUCUCCGUUUGUAUUUUUAAUGCAGUAAAACAGUAGGAUGCCGUUUCUUUUAAGCAGGUUUGUCUGCAAAUCUGGAAGCUUCAGUGAUUUGUACCAAAUAGAUAUUUCUGAAGAGAUUUUUAUUAAAAAAUGUUUGCGUGUUGCUCUCAGGGCUGAAUUUCCGAUAUUGUAAUGACUUUGUUUUUUUACCUGUUUUUUCUAACACUGUUACCGCAGUGACACAUGGAGCAGGAAGAGGUUUUCUGCAGCAUAAAUGUAAAGUCUUUCCUGUACAUACUAAAAGUUACAUUCCAGUUCCUUCUCCAUCUGCCUCAGCGCUUUGGUGUUUUUCAGUUUCACAUCAGAAGAAGACAGCCAACCUAUUGUUUUAAUGUUGCCAUCAUCUGAUUUUCUGGCAGGUUUUUGUACCUUCUUGUUCACCUCUUGAAGUAUCAAAGGUCUGGUAAUUGUCAAAAUAAACAUUCAGCCUUCUGGA
Girardinichthys multiradiatus is the source of this 6828-nucleotide messenger RNA. RefSeq names its product transcription factor 20. NCBI's taxonomy places the organism in Eukaryota, Metazoa, Chordata, Actinopteri, Cyprinodontiformes, Goodeidae. The transcript is spliced from 6 exons. Gene Ontology annotation, cellular component: nucleus. The record is from RefSeq and is a predicted model, not a curated record. Gene Ontology annotation, biological process: regulation of transcription by RNA polymerase II. Bases 694 to 3498 code for a protein of 934 amino acids.